Cherax quadricarinatus is the source of this 2575-nucleotide messenger RNA. Its product is annotated as tax1-binding protein 3 homolog. Gene Ontology annotation, molecular function: protein binding. Lineage: Eukaryota; Metazoa; Arthropoda; Malacostraca; Decapoda; Parastacidae. Gene Ontology annotation, cellular component: cell junction; basolateral plasma membrane. Gene Ontology annotation, biological process: establishment or maintenance of epithelial cell apical/basal polarity; receptor localization to synapse; receptor clustering. The record is from RefSeq and is a predicted model, not a curated record.
CUUUUUCUAUCUUACCGCCCUCUUUACCUCAUGAUCCCACCGAGAAUAAUACAUAACAGUGAUAAUUCCCAGCAGGAUAAUUGGUUGGAGAGGAUUAGGAUUUGUGAGUGGCAGGUAUCAGAGAGUGAGCGAUGACGACAAGGGCCUUCUCCCACGAGCCCGGCACUGCUAUGGAGUGCCUCAGCAUACCUAUCACACUGGAGAAGGAGGCCGGCCUGGACGAACAUGGCAGACAGGUGCUGAAGUGCGGCUUCAAAAUUGGUGGUGGCAUCGACCAGGACUUCAUGAAGAGCCCCCAGGGUUAUACAGACAAUGGUAUCUACUGUACCGAGGUCCAUGACGGCAGUGCGGCUGCCCGGGCGGGGCUGCGUGUCCACGACAAGAUCUUGCAGUGCAAUGGCUACGAUUUCACCAUGGUGACGCACAAAAAGGCCGUCGACUACAUCAAGAAGCAUCCCGUCCUGAACCUGCUGGUCGCCCGUAAGGGCGUCACUCACUCGUAAACGAGUGCUGCUGCUGCUACUUGUUGAUUGUACUCACAGUUUAUCAUAAUUUUAUUCCAUUGUAAAGUUAAUUGUAAUAAUGAAGAAAUAAUAAUUUUAUAAAUAAGAGUACAAAAAGUACCCAAGUUACUGGUGCAGAAAGUUACAGGUAAUUUCUCUCUAUAUAUUAAAGACUCAACAUUAACACCAUUUACUUUAAACAUUCAUUUACCAUCAUAAAAAAACAUUCAUUAGAGCCAGCUCUUAAAGCAUAAAAAUGUUUAUUAAAAAAUUUAUUCAAGCAUUUAUGGUUAGACUGGAUUAAAAACUUCAUUCAAACAUUUAUCGUUAGACUAGAUCAAGUUAGACUAGAUCAAGUUAGACUAGAUCAAGUUAGGUUAGAUUUGAACACUAGUUAAAUCUUUAGUAACUUCUUAAAUCAAUGUACAGUAUUUUUCUUAUGUAAGAGAGUAAAAUUAUAGUGAGAUAAAUUAUCAGGAAUCAAAUUGCUUAAAACCACUUACAAAGAUCCACACUUACAAAGAUCCACACUUACAAAGAUCCACACUUACAAAGAUCCACACUUACAAAGAUCCACACUUACAAAGAUCCACACUUACAAAGAUCCACACUUACAAAGAUCCACACUUACAAAGAUCCACACUUACAAAGGUCUACACUUGCAAAGAUCCACACUUGCAAAGAUCUACACUUGCAAAGAUCCACACUUACAAAGAUCCACACUUACAAAGAUCCACACUUACAAAGAUCCACACUUGCAAAGAUCCACACUUACAAAGAUCCACACUUACAAAGAUCCACACUUACAAAGAUCCACACUUACAAAGAUCCACACUUACAAAGAUCCACACUUACAAAGAUCCACACUUACAAAGAUCCACACUUACAAAGAUCCACACUUACAUAGAUCCACACUUACAUAGAUCCACACUUACAUAGAUCCACACUUGCAAAGAUCCACACUUACAAAGAUCCACACUUACAAAGAUCCACACUUACAAAGAUCCACACUUACAAAGAUCCACACUUACAAAGAUCCACACUUACAAAGAUCCACACUUACAAAGAUCCACACUUACAAAGAUCCACACUUACAAAGAUCCACACUUACAAAGAUCCACACUUACAAAGAUCCACACUUACAAAGAUCCACACUUACAAAGAUCCACACUUACAUAGAUCCACACUUACAUAGAUCCACACUUACAUAGAUCCACACUUACAUAGAUCCACACUUACAUAGAUCCACACUUGCAAAGAUCCACACUUACAAAGAUCCACACUUACAAAGAUCCACACUUACAAAGAUCCACACUUACAAAGAUCCACACUUACAAAGAUCCACACUUACAAAGAUCCACACUUACAAAGAUCCACACUUGCAAAGAUCCACACUUGCAAAGAUCCACACUUGCAAAGAUCCACACUUGCAAAGAUCCACACUUACAAAGAUCCACACUUACAUAGAUCCACACUUACAGAGAUCCACACUUACAGAGAUCCACACUUACAAAGAUCCACACUUGCAAAGAUCCACACUUACAAAGAUCCACACUUACAAAGAUCCACACUUACAAAGAUCCACACUUACAAAGAUCCACACUUACAAAGAUCCACACUUACAAAGAUCCACACUUACAAAGAUCCUGAAAAUCAUAUAUUUAUUUACAAGUGCUGAGUCAUGUUUACAACUUUUAUGAGACACUACCAUCUGCAACACAAUGUGUGUGUUAGUUAAAACACCAAAACACAAUGUGUGUGUUAGUUAAAACACCAAAACACAAUGUGUGUGUUAGUUAAAAACACCAAAACACAAUGUGUGUGUUAGUUAAAACACCAAAACACAAUGUGUGUGUUAGUUAAAAACACCAAAACACAAUGUGUGUGUUAGUUAAAACACCAAAACACAAUGUGUGUGUUAGUUAAAACACCAAAACACAAUGUGUGUGUUAGUUAAAACACCAAAACACAAUGUGUGUGUUAGUUAAAACACCAAAACACAAUGUGUGUGUUAGUUAAAACACCAAAACACAAUGUGUAUGUUAGUUAAAACACCAAACACAAUGUGUGUG